AUGCAAGAUGGGGAAAUCCAGCAGAGCAGAUGGCGGCGAGCCUACCGUGACCCAGAUUUGCCAAGAACGUCAAGGAGAAACCGCAAGAAGACCAAGAUCAGUCACGACUGCCAUUUGGAGAGGAAGGAGAUGCGGGUGCGGGAUCUGGGUCUUGGCUAUGACUCGGACGAAAUAAUCCUCUUUAAGUACUGUGUUGGGACAUGCCACAGCUCCCGCAAGAACUAUGAUCUGGUCGUGAAGGCUUUGACGGAAAAUGGGAGCAUCUCUGGGAAGAAGGUUAGCAGUCACCCAUGCUGUCGGCCGACCCGGUAUGAGACUGUGUCCUUUAUGGAUGAACAGACUACCUGGCAGACCAUCAGGUGGCUCUCAGCGGCCAACUGCAGCUGUUUUAGCUGA
Molecule: messenger RNA, 396 nt
Organism: Notothenia coriiceps (black rockcod)
Lineage: Eukaryota; Metazoa; Chordata; Actinopteri; Perciformes; Nototheniidae
Gene: artn
Product: artemin
Exons: 1
Coding region: 1-396 (131 amino acids)
Molecular function (GO): growth factor activity; receptor tyrosine kinase binding; glial cell-derived neurotrophic factor receptor binding
Source: RefSeq, a predicted model, not a curated record